UCUUUAAAACACCCCUGACACUGAAGUCUCUCUUAUCAGUCCCACAGCCUGAAUUGCUGAAUUAAGCUUUCCGUUUUCAACAUGAGGACAUUGGUGUUGCUUCCUUCUCUCCUCCUCCUGAUUCACUACUCCGGUGGACAGAUCAGCGUCUCACAGUCUCCGGCCACUUUCUCUCUGAUGGUGAACGAGAGUGUGACCAUGCGGUGCAGUGCAUCUAAGGAUAUUAAUGAUGAUAUGGCCCUCUACCUGAUCCGGCCUGGCGCUGCCCCCAGACUCCUUAUGUAUGAGCUGCACAAGGUGCACAAGUUCUCUCAGGCUCGUUACAGUGGUUCCUGGCAACACGGCUCCAAGGACUUCACAUUCUCCAUCAGGAAUGUUCAGUUUGAAGAUGAAGGGAUGUACUUCUGUGGACAGUACAACCAGUCGCCGACACAGUGACAAAGCGUCAUACAAAAACCUGUUCCCUAGCUGCCACUCAGAACAAAUAGAGUGUCACACGGAAACCUAUUCUCUAGCUGCCACUCAGAACAGAAACAGCAGAUUAUCUUCAGUGUGCAGGAAAGGUUUUUGUACAGCAUCUCCAUUUGUACAGAGCACCGUGGUACACCUUUGGAGCAGGAACCAAAUUGACAAUUAGAGGUCGUGCCCUGUCUUCUCCUGUGGUCAAAAUGUUGCCCCCGUCCCGUGAGGAGAUGUCAAGCACCGACAAAGCCACGGUGAUCUGUCUGGUGAACCAAUUCUACCCAGAUGCCGUACGUGUGAGUUGGACUGUGGACGGGCACGCGAACACCAAUGAGAAGCUGGACAGCCAAUCAGUGCGCGGCUCUGACGGGACCUAUGGCAUGACCAGCACCCUGUUCUUGUCUCGUUCGGCGUGGGAGUCCGCAGAGGUCUUUGCCUGUGUGGUCGAGCAUGAGGCCCUGCAGAUUCCAGCCACCCAAUCCAUCCGCAGGAGCCAGUGCAUGGCUGACCUCUAGUGCUGGCUCUGCUUUUAACAAGCUCUCAUUUCUGCUUUUCAUAUAACAUUUCACUUUCUUUUUAAAAUAAUAUCUCCUGCUCUGUUUAACUUUUUUCUUUUGUCACAUCCAUGCCUUUUAAUAUUUCUUCUGUGUUUCAGCAUGACCAAAAAAAAAACAAAAAAAAAAUAAACAAAGCCAUAGAUGAUAUUAAAUGCACUCUGCCCUGCAAUAAGAACCUUCAAAUUCUGGAAUCGGUUUACAGUCAAACACCAUUCCAAUUCAUAACUAAUGAGAUUUAAUAAAUUAAAGCCUUGGUACUUAUUAUCAUGUUUGUUAAUUUCUGUCAGAUUGUAAAAUGUUAUUAAUGUUAUUUACAUGUAAUCCUGCUCCAUACUACAAUAAAUAAAGGUAAUUUCAAAGCACUGGAAUGUUUGAUAGUUGCUUAAGUGAAGAAACAUCAAAAGUAUCUUUGAUCAUAAGUUCAAAACGCUGGAAUGUUUGAUCGUUGCUUAAGUGAAGAAACAUCAAAAAUAUCUGUGAUCAUAAGUUCAUAAACUGUACUUCACACUGCUGAUGAUUAUUACAUAAUCAUCACUCCACAUUGGUGUACAUUAGUGCAUAAUUUCUGUUAAACAAUUGGUGAACUAUCGUACAAAAUCUCACACCUGAUUAUUACUGAUUCAUAUACCCAGCUGCUCCAUAUUGUCAGGUUGCACAGAACGUCACCCUACACUCAUCAAAAGUACGCCUGUCUGUUUGCAAUGUUGUAGUGUCACAACUGCCUUAGUCAGACAGGAAGUCAUGCAGGUAUUUUUUGGGAAUUCCAGCCUUGGUCAUUUCAUUGUACCAGUACCACAGCACCAGGCUGAGUAUUGUGACAAGUAUCAAUGUGCCUGAGAUUGCUAUGACACAACCGCAGCUUGGUAAGUAGCGCCUGGGUCAUAUUUUAUCACAACUGGGCUGAGUAGUACAAAGGUAGUUUAUAAAACAAAAUAUAUAACAAAAGUAAUCAUUAAUAAAUAACAGUGAUACUUCAUGCUUACUGCAACUGUUGUGCUUUUAUUCAUACAUUAACUCCCAUUCAUGAUCCAUGUCUACAGAUAGUUUUGAAGGAUUCAUUUUUAUAAAUAAUAAUAACUUUAUAUAGCACUUAUCAAAACAUUGGUACAAAGUUCUGUACAAUAAGAUAGGGGUAUCUGUCUUGUAAUUCGAUGUAGGAUAGAAUUACACUGUAUGCUUGUGGUGGCUGCCAUUUUUAUUGACAAUUAGAGGUAAGGUUUUGCUCACCCAUUAGACAUUUUUGCGGUGAAAAGUUGGUGAAAUGCCAUUCAGGUGUUCAGGUGAAAACCCGGAUACAUUUAGUUGAAAAGAAAAACAUUUCUUGCCUAGAACUAGAACAUAGCCGGGCUAUAUCCAGGUAAAACCUGAAGUAUAUUCUGGUUAACCUAGUCCGUUUAUGUCAGAACGUCUCUCAAACAAGAUUCCCACACCUCAAGACGUCUAAAUCUCGACCUUUGCUCACUGGGCAGUGAGUUCUUUUCCUGUAAUCAGUGUUUUACGAUUGAAUGGCAGACAAACCACAUGACUUCCAGUAUGAGUUCAGGUAUAGGAUAUACCAAACCUGUUCUGCAAGACCUUUUUUGUGUGUAUACUUCAGUGUGUGUCUCUCUCUCUCUCUCUCUGUCUCUCUCUCAGGACUGAGAACCUCAGUGGCUGUGCUGCUGAGGGCACUGGGAGGGGGGUAUGCGCUAGGCCUUGCAACAGAGACAGCCACAGAAGUGGAGGAGCUUAUGCUGAGAGAAAAGGGCCCCCUGGUGGUCACGGCAGUGCAAGCAGCCAGAGUGGCGGGGCCAUCGGGUGUUGGGGUGAUGCUCUGUUGUACAAGUCUGGCACUGGCCUUCCUCUCUGCUGCCACUGGAGUUGCACUGGGAACUGGAGUCACGGCGCUGAUGACAGAGGCCGGAUGGAGCGCUCAUGUCACUCUGGGCUUGGCGGGGGCGGUGGUAGCUCUGGGGGCCGUAGCUCUAGGGGCGGGCCUUGGAGCAGCAGUGGAAGCACUCAUAGGGGUGGAGCUCACCGGAAUCUUCCGCCUGCUGCUCAUUGGCACUGAAAUUGUCGUCCACCUUGCACUGCCGGUGAAAUGGCAGGCAAGAAAUGGGCUGAAGCAGAUGAAGAUGUUCCUGACGCAAGUCUUCAUUGUCAUGUUCAUAGCAGUGGUACUGGGCCUCCUGGAAGCAGAUUCUUUGGGAGAAAAGCAAGGAGUGGUCCUGGGACCUGUCCAGGGGUUGAUGGUAGCCGGGCUACUCCUAGUCCCGGCCGCGGCUCGACUGGGAGCCACCGCCGAGCAGGCUUUGGGGAGGCUUCCGGGUCACAGGCAAACAGCUGGCACAUUCCUGGGCAGGACGUUUGGAAAUCUUGUGGUCCUCUUCGGAUUCCUGCUCGGGGUGGGAACAGGCACGAGUAGGCAAGUGCGAACCUUCACGAUGACCCUCCUGCAUUCCCUGACACCACUCGCCCUGUUUUUAGCGGGAAUUGUGGGCGCCGCACUGGGAACAAUGACGUUGGGGCUGGCAGACGAUGUGAGGGCCGAGGGUGUGUCAGUGUGGGUCUGCACAGUGGUGUGCGUGCUGCUAAAGGCCUUAAAGGCAGUAGCGGAUCAGUGGUCCGUGCUGCUGGGGACAGGCAGCAUGGUGGGGGCCCUGCUGGGGGCCUCCGGAGCAGCAGGACUGUCCCUUGGCGCCGUGGGGGUCGCAUCAGGAACACAGUUCAGAGCCAAAGGCAUUGCACUGGCAGUACUGGGGGCAGCAGGGGGUGCUGUACUGGGAUCAGCCCGUAAAACGAUGAGGACAGUGGCAGUAACACUGGUGGCAGCAUCCAUACCUCGACUUGCAGGAAUGAAAGUUGUGGUCAGGAUCCACUCUGAAGCAACAGCAAGGGUGAGGGGGGUCAUGGAGACACUAAAGGGUGCCGUUAUUGGAUCUGUGGCCCUGGGGUCUGCCGCACUGGGGUCAGCCAUUCUGGGAGGGCUCGUGAUCUGGACAGUUGCAUGCGGGACAACAGGACAUUACGCUGUUCUGGUGGUUUCCAUUAUUACUUAUAUAAUGAACCAUUGAGGACCUCCUCUAUGACCAUAUAUUCUCUUUGGCCGAGAGACUUCAGCACAUCAGAAGAUUCUUUUUACACAUAAUUUAUGGGAUUGUUUUACUCAGAAUUUCUAUUCAGAGCAAGGUCUAUUAAGUAGAAUUUACACAGACCUUUGAUUACAGUUUGUUGUAAUUUCUGUUAAUUAAUCUAUUUACUUAUUUUACCUCAUCUUUUCAAUUGUGUGUCGGACCUCUAAUUCACCAUUUGGCCUGUUCUGAGCCCUAGGAAACUUCCCUAGGAAACGCAUGGGGUGGCAUAGCUCAGGAGGUAAGAGCGGUUGUCUGGCAGUCGGAGGGUUGCUGGUUCGAUCCCCCGCCC
Anguilla anguilla (European eel) is the source of this 4421-nucleotide messenger RNA. Its product is annotated as immunoglobulin kappa light chain-like. The record is from RefSeq and is a predicted model, not a curated record. Lineage: Eukaryota; Metazoa; Chordata; Actinopteri; Anguilliformes; Anguillidae. The coding region runs from base 2525 to 4072 and encodes 515 amino acids. The transcript has 4 exons.